Messenger RNA from Macrobrachium nipponense, 1511 nucleotides. RefSeq names its product small ribosomal subunit protein mS37-like. The transcript has 2 exons. The record is from RefSeq and is a predicted model, not a curated record. Gene Ontology annotation, molecular function: RNA binding. Gene Ontology annotation, biological process: mitochondrial translation. Gene Ontology annotation, cellular component: nucleoplasm; mitochondrial ribosome; mitochondrion. The coding region runs from base 393 to 1250 and encodes 285 amino acids. Lineage: Eukaryota; Metazoa; Arthropoda; Malacostraca; Decapoda; Palaemonidae.
UGCAACCUUGUUCUCAACUGUUUAUGGCGUUAUCCCUGAUGAAUCUUGAGCUAAAUGAAGAGUUAAGAGUAAAAGAGCUACAACAGCCAUAUCAAGAAAGUGGGAAACAUAUCUUAGGAAACUUCUCGUUUACAGAAGAUGGAAUAGGAGAGUCAUUAAGCACUGAAUGUAGAAGAAAAGACACAAGACUGAAACAGUUAAGAAACGAGGACUUACAAAAGCUUAGGAGGUGCCGAUGCAAAGGCUCCAACCUCUUUAUAUUAGAAUAAUUCAGCGAGCAAACAGCAAAUACAGCAUCAGGCAGCCGAACUUGUGCGGCCGUCAUACUCAAUAGACCCGGACACAAUUGAGCAAAAUUUUCUCUGUCGACUGUUGCCAGUGGACUUUUGGACAUGAUUCGCCCUGAUGCUGUGAAAAAGCUUCCUCAUCAUGAACAACUUGAAUUUUGCUAUACCAGAGCCAAAUACCGUCAGGGGAGAAAGUUGACGUCAGUCAAAGUUUACACUGUUAAUGAUGAGUCUAGAUACUUAAUUGUCACUGGUGUGCCUGCUGUAAAGAUUCUUGAAGAACUGGAAAGGCUGUGUCUCAGAUAUGGAAAUAUAGAAUUAUUUGAAAUUCUUCCGGAUUAUCCUCAACCAAGUUUUGAAGAAGCAUAUCUUUUAAAGUACAAAAAUAUUAAGAAUGCAAGGUUUGCCAAGGUGAAGUUAGAUGGAACAUCUUUUUAUGGAGGAAUUUUACAUGUAUGUUAUGCACCAGAGUUGGAAUCUUUGGAAGAAACCAGAGAAAAAUUGGCAGAUCGUCGGAAGAGCAUAGCAGCCUUGACCAGAUAUAAGAUGAAUGCUAGUGAAGUAAACAAAGCAAAACAAAUGGAUAAUGUACAGAUUCAUAGGGCUGCAACAAAGCGCUAUCUAUCCCAGAUGAAAGAAGAUGUGUCUUGUAUGUAUAAGAAAUAUUUUGACACAGAUAAAGAAGCAAGUAAAAAUGUACCUUCUCAAAGUACAUGUGUAACUGAAAUACCCUUGAAGACCUCAUGUGACUUAGUGGAAAAUAUACAUUAUGAUGACAAAUUAAUAUCCUCCAAAGAUUCUAAGCAAACUGAUACAGUUCCAUCUACUGCAUGGAACAACCCAUGUGUACCACAGGCAACUACCAAGUCAGACACCUGUAAACUGAAUCCUCCAAGCAAAAAAAAAAUAAGAAUGUUCAAAAAUAAAAAAAUAUUGUCAUAUUCCAUUAAAGAGAACAAUUGAAUAUGGAGUUUAUAUUUUUGUAAUAGGUUUUCAACCAACACAUGAAAAUGUUCAUUCAUUUAACAAUUCACAUUUAUGAUCUGUUCUCAUAUAUCACUUAUAUAUCACUCAUAUAUCACUUAUAUAUCACUUAGCAGUGAUAUAUAAAAAAUCUUCUCCAUUAAGAUCCUGUUUUUAUGUGAAAAUUUAAAAAUGUAAAUAUUGUACAUGAACUUCCCUGCCAGAUAUAUACUUAGCUAUAGUCUCCGACGUUCCGACAGA